Molecule: messenger RNA, 207 nt
Organism: Prunus armeniaca (apricot)
Lineage: Eukaryota; Viridiplantae; Streptophyta; Magnoliopsida; Rosales; Rosaceae
Source: the annotation of a GenBank genome assembly
AUGCCACUCCUUCUAAGACAAGCAUACUAUGCCACAAGUCCAUAUCUAGACACCGCCGCUGCCGCCCGCCGUUGGCCAUCACCGCCGGCUACUGUUGUCGGCCAUCGAUGCUUGCCACUCGUCGCCGGCCACCAGCCGCUAGGCACCACUGCCUUCGCCACCACCGCCAGCAACUGCCGCCGGCCACCACCGCCUGUAGGGGGCUAA